GAGCAAUAAUGCAAACUUUCCUCUAAAAUGUUUCGCCGUGGAAGCGCUAGACGGAAAAGAAGCGCUAAUCCGCCAGCGGAAGUGCUGGCGCCACCGUCAUUUUCACCGCUUACCACGAAAAUCUAUGUGAUCUAUGGCGAUUCCGAAGAAUUCGCCAUGGAGCGACAAAUGCUCUGGAUGGAUGUGUUGCCGGAGCUACAAAGUUUUGCAUUUCAUUCUGGAUUCGAUAUCGAGUGGAUAGACCCAUUGAGUGAAAGAGGAAAGCUAUCCGAGGCCAUGGUUGAUAGGAUCAUGGAAGGGCUAGAGGCAGAAAACAGCUGGCUAAUUUGCUUACUGGGUGACAAAUAUGGCAGCAUCGGUCCACCGAGUGAAAUGCUCAAGGAAGAAUUUGAAGCAGUACGUGCAGCCGUUUUCGAGCAGAGUGCAGAUCUCAAAUUGCUGGAUCAACAUUAUGUGCUCGAUCGAACCGUUAUGAAACCCCAAUAUCGGCUGAACACACCCCUCGAAGACGAAAAACUGCGCUCAAAACUGGCCAAAGUUGUCCAAAAAGGGGCGGAGAGUGCCUACGAUGAAGGAACGAUGAAUCAGGUGAACUCAGACAGGCAAGAGCGAUUUUUCUGGUCCCCGGUACAUAGAGUAGCCAAUGUGGCGCUAAAGCGAAAUUCUCGAUGUACGAUGGUGCUGCGCAAGUUCGACCAUGUCCGCCCAGAUACCGGCAUGAACUCGACAUUCUGUGACAAAGUACCGGAGAAAGCAGAGAAAAUCGCUCAACUGAAGAAUGAAGUUAGCGCUAAGCUUGACUCGAAAUUAGUGUUCUCGCAUAUUUUCACCCCUGAUAACGGAGACAUUGCUGGUUUCUAUACUUCAAGAGAAGGUGACAAGUACAGGGAUACUCUGCUUAGACAGAUUUUGGAACGAUUGAAAAUCCAUUUGGUUCUUCUUCAUCCAAAUGUCCCUACUGCUCCCCGCACUGUAAUCGACAUGGCUUCAAUAGAUUGCGAUUCACAUCUAUAUCGCUUGCAAAAGUGCACAAGUCAUUCUUGGCAUGCUCGCGAAGGUGUGGAUGAGAAACUCAGGGAAUUGCUUUUUGCGGCAUCACAGGGAGGUGUUUUCCUACUGCAAGGGCCGGAACUUUGUGGGAAAACGAGAGCUCUGUGCUAUUUAUAUGAGCAAGUACCAUCGACAAGCUUCAAAAUAAUCAGGUUUGUCGACCUCACUUAUUCGUCCGUUUUCGCCCAUGAAGUCUGGAGAAAAAUCAAUCUACAACUUUGUAAACUGACCGAUCAGAAGCCUAAUAAAAUACUUACGUCGUUCACGCUUGAAGAACAACUUGCGUUGUUCGAUGAGAUGCUAGCAGAUCUCGAUAGAAUGUUGUAUUUGUUCCUUGACGAUGUACAUUUGCUCAAAUUUGGCCCGUUUAUGAGCACUAUAGAGAAACGGGUUAGAGAGUCUCCUGGAAUGCUUGCCAUAUUUAUGACCGCCUCAAAUGUUUCGCCCAUAUCCACUUUGUAUACAGUAACCCAGACCUUUAAUAUCGAUGCUCCCAACGAAAAUGAAAUCAUAGAAAUAAUCAAAAGAAGCGUAAAUGAUAGAGUCAUCAGCAGUGAACAGUGGUCCACUAUCAAGCAACAGCUAACUGGCAGCAAUCAAAGCAUUAUCGUAGGCAAAAUAUUGCUCGAUGAAUUAUUGCUGAGGAGACAUGGUGUUAUGACCGGGGGAGUACAAGGUCGUCUCGAACGGAUUGAAGCUGAACUUGGCGGUUUGCCAGUGCAAGCUUUCUGUACAUAUGUCGUACUGGCUAUGCAUGGUUUGACUCGACUGGAACUUUACGACCUUCUUUCGAGCAAUGCCGAUUUAAUGACUAGAUUAGGCGUAUCGGCUGGAUUCCCACCACUCUUACUCGAUCGGAUUAUAGAAGCUUUAGGUAGUCUACUACGGGUGGAUUUUAUCGACGAAAGAAUUGUCUAUCGCCUCAGCCAUAGCUGUUUGAAUUCGCUGUUCCGAACAAGAUACAUCACAAAUCUCGUCGACCUAAAAAACGCUCAUGGAGAAAUUGCUGAUUACUUUGGCUCUGCCACGGCUGCUGAUGAAAACAUAUCACCUAGGAAAAUCAUUUCUUACCAGCCAUUUCCCCAGCUCAUGAAUCGAGAAUGCGGUCUUUGCAAUAUUCGACGCCUUCAUAAUCUUUGGUUUCAUCUGCUUCACACUGGUAACAUGGAUGCACUGAAAGAGUCAACAUUGUGUCAGUUUGAGUUCAUCGACAGCGCUGUUCGCUCUUGCGGUAUGGUGCAUCUGCUAUCGAUGUACGAAGAAUGCGCCAUGCAAGUGAUCCACCAUGAUUUGCAAGUGCUGUGCGAACAAGUGCUGAUCCCAGCAAUACCAACUGUUUUACGAGACCACGAACAACUUGGUGCAGAAGUUAUUGGCAGGCUGCGGUAUACUAGAGCUGAGAACAGCCAUUUCCUAAAUACACUGGUUGAGCAGGCAAUGACUUGGGUAGACAACUACACUCGACAACCAUUGCUAGUUCCGUUAUCAUGCUGGAUAGCUCCACCGAUAAUGAAGAAGUGCAGGACGUUUACCAUCAAGGACUGGAAACCCGGCCAGACAGUGCUCGCUCCCACCUUCAACCAUCAACAUGUCCUGAUCUCAGGGAAUCAGUCAGCUGUUGGUGUGAUCUACAUGUACCAUAUAGCCGCUCAGUCUCUUAUGACUACUUUCAACGGACAUACGGGAAAUGUGACAUCGCUAUGUAGUAGUACAAGCGGCUCAUUCUUCGUGAGCACGUCGGUAGAUAAGACAGUCCGGAUAUGGAGCCUCAUGAAUGGCGAUUGCCUCCAAGUGCUUACGCCUCAUACGCACAAAAUCACUUGUAGUACUUUGGCCAGUGACGAUUCAUUUCUGGUCACCGGUUCAGCCGAUUCAUCAGCAAAGGUUAUCGACGUCGAAAGUGGCGAGGUGAUGAUGUCGUUCACGGAACAUACCGGUAGCGUCGUAUCUCUACAACUUACAACCAAUAACGAAUUUCUCAUAUCAGGUUCUGGUGAUUUUAUUGUUCAAAUGUGGUGUCUAAAAACGGGUCGUUGCAUUUCUAGAAUGGGUGGUCUGAUGGCACCCGUUAGUUGUCUUACAAUUACAUCAAAUGAUGCCUUUGUUGCUGUAGCUUGCGAAGAUGAGACAUUGCGCGUAUUUUCUACUGUAUCCGGACAAGAACUGCACGAAUUAAUGGGUCAUGAAGGACGGGUCAAUGCUUUGGUUUGUGCUCAAGAUGAUUGUCAGUUAUUUGCCGCUACAAAAUCAAAAAUUUAUUGCUACGAUAUUCAUAAUGGUCAAAUUGUGGACACACUGGAUUGUCAGUUACCGUAUCCUGUCUUCAAUAUAAAGAUCUCAUCUGAUAACUACUUUCUAUUCUCUGGAUGUGGACCUCGUGUAGAUGUUUGGAAUAUCCAAAAACGGAUCCAUGACGCUCCUGACGAUGCGGAACACAUGGGUUUUGUCACUGCCAUGUGCUUGAGCUCGGAUGAUAAGGUAGCUGCCUGUGGCACUUACGAUGGAAUCGUUGCCGUAUGGGACUUGGAUAUCUGCCAAUGCAUCACUACUGUCCCGCAAAGCAAAGGCAUCCCAGUAUCUUGUCUGACAUUUUCAUGGAAUCAGACAUUUCUGCUCAGUGGUAAUGUUGUCGGGAACAUCAGUGUUUUUGACACUUCUACUGGAGGUCUGCAUCGUACGUUUAAUCUUCACUCCACUGAAAUCAUCUCCCUGUUCUGCCUGGAGAAUUAUCGCGUUUUGAGCUGCGACAAGGAGGGAAAACUCUGCCAAUGGGACAUUUUCGGAGAUGAAGAGAGUCUGGUAAUGAUGACACCAGGAGUAGUGCCUCCAAUAUUUGCUCCGCCUACUGGAAAAAUUGUCAUUUGCCAUUGUCAAAAGAAUUCGAAAGAAAUGAAAGUUAUGGGCUUGGCGGAAGAAGGCCCGCUGCUCAAGAGCAAACUAACGCAUAAUGAAGAAAUUACCUGCUUUGCAACCACACCGAAUGGAACCUUAGUAGCUACAGGCUCAUGUGACCAGUCGUGCAAACUAUGGCAAAUUGACUCGGGUUUUCUAACGCAGAUUCUCGUGGGACAUGAAGGAACGGUGACAUGUGUUGCAUUAUCAGAAGACGAACGGAUCGUCAUUUCUGGAGCUAUAGAUAAGAAAGUAAUAGUCUGGAAUGUUAGCACUGGUGACAUUGCACAUUCGCUCGUCUGCUCAGCUGCGCUUACCGCAGUUUCGUUAACAUCGGAUGGAACGGUGGCAUUUUCAGCUAGUGAAGAUGGCUGGUUAGAAGCAUGGUCAACUGACAAAGGUGCUCUUUUGUCGUCCUUCAAUGCACAUAGGCCCAUACGACAAGUGCUGAACUCGGUGGAUGCGAACAGAUUACUUGUCCAACUGUCUACUUGCGCCCAGCUGCCUAUACUUUGUCUUCACAACUCUCCAGCCGGAGCCCAUCCUCAGACGCAACGAAGGCGGAGCGCUAGGGCACAUUCGAUCACAAGUCUUGGCAAUGAGACAAGCUCUUCAAGCGCGAAAGACGAGACAAAAGUUCGUGAACAACCCGCAGCUGCCACAACCUCUACACCUACCACAACGUUGCAAGUUGGCAACGGUCAUUCCGUCCAUCCCAGGUCUGCCCAACCGCGUCCAACGUUUGACAAAUUGGAUAGAGGGCAAAGUCGGACCUCUGUGAUCGAGAAGGAUCGAGCUACGACCCUAACCAAUGCUCCUUCACCAUCAUCACAAAAAUCGCACUUAUGCACUAUCGUUUAAAAUGCAG
Molecule: messenger RNA, 4810 nt
Organism: Cylicocyclus nassatus
Lineage: Eukaryota; Metazoa; Nematoda; Chromadorea; Rhabditida; Strongylidae
Source: the annotation of a GenBank genome assembly